Messenger RNA from Melampsora larici-populina 98AG31, 1237 nucleotides. RefSeq names its product family 50 glycosyltransferase. Gene Ontology annotation, molecular function: alpha-1,4-mannosyltransferase activity; GPI mannosyltransferase activity. Bases 14 to 1237 code for a protein of 407 amino acids. Gene Ontology annotation, cellular component: membrane; glycosylphosphatidylinositol-mannosyltransferase I complex. Gene Ontology annotation, biological process: GPI anchor biosynthetic process. The transcript has 4 exons. The record is from RefSeq and is a predicted model, not a curated record. Lineage: Eukaryota; Fungi; Basidiomycota; Pucciniomycetes; Pucciniales; Melampsoraceae.
ACCAAUACAAAGGAUGAAAAGGUUCAUUAAAUUCAGUUUACUUCCUAGCUUCUUACUUCGAUUGAUCUUGAUCGUUUACUCAGUUUAUCAUGAUCGAAAUCAUAAGUUGAAGUAUACUGAUGUAGAUUAUCAAGUUUAUUCUGAUGCUGCGAAGUUCAUCUUAUCGUCAUCAUCAUCAAGAAUCGGUUCACCGUACGAUCGGGAUACAUAUCGUUAUACACCUUUACUUGCAAUCUUACUUUUACCUAAUCAUCUCUUACAUCCACUUUGGGGUAAAGUUUUAUUCUCAUUAUCUGAUUUAGUGAUCGGUUUAAUCCUUUAUCUUUUAAUUCGAUCCAAGAAGUCAUCUCAUUCGAUUUUGAUUAUCAAUUCACUUUGGCUUUUAAAUCCAAUCGUCGCUAAUAUUUCCACUCGUGGUUCAAGUGAAUCGAUCUUAGGUGUUUUGGUCAUUAGUACUUUAUACUUCUUUGAACGGAAAAGAUUCAUCACUUCUGCUAUUCUACUCGGUUUAGCUGUACAUUUUAAAAUUUAUCCUUUUAUUUAUGGUGCUAGUAUUUGGAGUCAUUUGGGAUCUCAUUCUAAUGUGACUUCAUUUGGUUAUCGAUGGGUAUCCAUCAAUCAACCUCAAUUUCAAUUCGUUUUCAUUGCGAUCGGGACUCUAUUCGGCUCAAGUGCUUUGAUGUAUCUAAUAUGGGGUGAUGAAUACCUUCAAAAUAGUUAUUUGUAUCAUUUAAAUAGACUUGAUCAUAGACAUAACUUUUCACCUUAUUUUUAUCAAAUCUAUUUAAAUUUCUUUAACUCUAAUCCGAUUUAUGUUUUAAGAUUUUUAUCAAAUCCUUUGAUUAGUUUCUUACCUCAAAUCAGUUUAAGUUUAGGACUUGGAUUUUUAUUUGGUUCGAUUGAUUUAAGAUUUGCUUGGUUUAUACAAACUUUAGGAUUUGUUGGAUUUAAUAAAGUGGUGACAUCUCAAUAUUUCUUAUGGUAUCUUUGGUUUAUUCCACUGAUUCUGGAUCGGAUUCAUUUAUCAAGAUCACGUUUGAUUUUCAUGGUCUCAAGUUGGAUUAUCACUCAGGCUCUAUGGCUAAAUCAAGCUUAUCAAUUGGAAUUCAUGGGAAAAUCAGUUUUCAGAGAACUUUGGAUGUUCAGUUUAUUCUUCUUUAUUUGUAAUUCUUGGAUUUUAGUUUGUUUGAUCAAAGCUUAUAAACCUAUUGCUCAUUCUAAUCUUAAAAUUGAUUAA